AUGUUUGCAGAUUCCAGGAUAAAAAGCUAGACAGGUAGGUUGGGAUGUGUUGAGGGUAAAAUUAAGUUAGUCCAAGAUAAAAGUUUAACAGUAGCAAAGACACGCGCACAGAGUGGGAGCUUCACUGGAAGCAAUGGCUCUUGGGACAAGAGUGUGCUUUGUGGUGGUGUUCAGUCUGCUCACUAAGGUGCUUGGCCAAGCUCCUCUCAACACCAGGACAGUGGGGGGUCAGAACACCUCUGUGGCAAGUUGGCCCUGGCAGGCCACUCUGUACUGGAAUGGUUUCCACAUGUGCGGGGGAUCCCUCAUCAACAGACAGUGGGUGCUCACUGCUGCCCACUGCUUCCCCAGCACAAACCCAACCGGCUGGAGUGUGUAUCUGGGCCAGCAGAAUCAGGGAAAUGUGAAUCCCGCCCGCAUCGUCCUUCAUCCGCUUUACGACAGUCAGACACACGAUAAUGACAUCGCUCUACUGAAGCUCAAUGCCGCUGUGUACUUCACCAACUACAUCCAGCCCAUCUGCCUGGCAGACAAUAGCAGCACCUUCUACAAUGGCACUGAGACCUGGGUCACUGGCUGGGGAGAUGUUAGCUCGAAUGUCUCUCCUCGAUCAACUGCGACUCUACAGGAAGUGCAGACCCCUGUAGUAGGAAAUGGGAUCUGUAGCUGCCUUUACGAAAUGGUAAACAUCACAAUCACAGACAACAUGAUAUGUGCCGGUCUCCUACAAGGAGGGAAGGGCUCGUGUCAGGGAGACUCUGGGGGUCCACUGGUGGUCCAGCAGGGCUCUGUCUGGGUCCAGGCUGGGGUUGCGAGCUUUGGCUGUGUAGAAACAAACUACCCUGAAGUUUUCACCCGGGUGUCCCAUUAUGAGAACUGGAUCAACUUCACCAUCGCCACUGACCAGCCAUGCUUUGUCGCUUUCCUCUCCAAUGGGACAGAGAGCAACAAUGGCACCUGUGUAACACCAACUCCCACAUCCUCCACCCCGUCGUAUUCAUUUAGCUCCGCCUUCACCUUCAACACAACAGAGAAUUCAUCCAUGCCGACCACCACUGACCAAUCCUCCUUCACCUCAGAGAAUUCAUCUACCUCCACCACCAUUACCCAACCCUCAGCGGGUGUAUGUGGUUUCGCCCCACUGAAUAAUGCUUUGAACAGUGAGUUUGUGGAGGCCGGGAUGUGGCCCUGGCAGGUCAGCCUGCGCAAGAAUGGGGUCCAGGUCUGCGGGGGCACUCUCAUCACACAGAUAUACGUCUUGAGCGCAGCAGAGUGCUUCAACAGCUCAGUGCCCAACAGCAGCCAGUGGACAGUGGUUCUGGGAAUGAACGUGUCACUUGGGGUGUCUGACAUCACCCUGAGCAACCUGCCAGGUCCUAACAUCGCUCUGCUCCACCUGGCCAAAAGUGUGACCCUGGCCGACUACAUCCAGCCCGUGUGCCUGGACUUGGAUAACACUGUAUUCACCAGUGGAGCACAGUGCUGGGUGACACGAUUGAACAGUGAUGAGGGCGGAGUUCACCAGCAGGAGACGUCGGUGGAAGACUGUGCGUCCGUCUCAUCUGAUGACAUCUGCACUCCAGCUCUAAGCUCACUGACGGGAUAUACAGGGGGGGCACUGGUUUCCCAGAACAGCAGUACCUGGUUCCAGGGUGCAGUGAUAAUGAAAAAUAGCUCCAGCUCACAAACGACACCACAGCAGAUCUUUACAUCGCUGUCCAGGUUCAAGAAUUUCCUCAAAGGGAAUGUGGGGCCGAUGCCACAGCCCGGCAGAGCAGGACAGCACUUCUCUGCCCUCCUCAGCCUCACCCUCCCCCUCCUCUCCCUCUCCCUGAUGUCAUGUGCCUUGAAGCCAACCCAAGGUAUAAAUUGGCUGAUGAUCGCAAGUGCACAUACAUACACAGGACGAGCAUUACAGGAAGCAAUGGCUCUUGGGACAAGUGUGUGCUUAGUGGUUGUGCUGAGUCUGGUUGCUAAGGAAUCAUAUGCACAGUCAAGUGUAUGUGGCCAAGCUCCUCUUAACGCCAGCAUUGUGGGGGGUCAGAACACCUCUGUGGGAAGUUGGCCCUGGCAGGCCAGACUGUACUGGACUCAUUUUUACCGGUGUGAAGGAUCCCUCAUCAACAGACAGUGGGUGCUCACUGCUGCCCAGUGCUUCCCCAGUGCUGUUACAAACGGUUGGGUUGUUUAUCUGGGUCAGCAAACCUCGAAACAAUCCAAUCUAAGCGAAGCAGGAUGGAAUUUAAGUCGCAUCAUCCAACAUCCGAAUUACACCGUGGGACAGCUCGGCUACAACAUUGCUCUGGUGAAGUUACAGUCUGCUGUGAACUUCACUGACUACAUCCGGCCUGUUUGCCUGGCCGCCAGUGGCAGCACCUUCUACAGCGGCACAGAGACCUGGGUCACUGGGAUGACACUGUCUAAUCCGUUCAUCUCAAUAAGUAACAUCCUGUCCCUCCUCUUCUCAUCUGGGAAUCUGCAGCAAGUGAAGAUUCCCGUGGUGGGAAACAGACAGUGCUACUGCCUUUACAGCAACCUGUCGAUUACCCUGCCCUCUUUCAAUACCACACAGAACUUCAUGUGCGCUGGCCAGCUGGCAUGGGGGGGAACCUCUACAUGUCAGGGACACCUCGGGAGUCCAGUGAUCGCCAAAUACGGCCACAUUUGGGUCCAGGCUGGGGUUGAGAACUAUGUGUGUGUUAAAACUGGACUCCCUGGUGUCUAUGCCAGGGUGUCCCAAUAUGAGGACUGGAUCAACUCCACCAUCACCUCUGACAGGCCAGGCUUUGUCACUUUCACCUCCAAUGGGACAGACAGUGACAAUAAUGUCACCUGCACUGGUGUCCCACCUAUUACCAGACCAUCUUCCCCAGCCCCCACCCUGAUGCACUCAUCUACCUCCACCAUUGCCCCCAUAACAACAGCGCACUCAUCUACCUCCAGCACCACUGCCAAGCCGGAUGUAUGUGGUCUCGCCCCACUGAACAAUGGCGGCAGCAGUGGGUCGGUAGCAGCAGGGGCGUGGCCCUGGCAGGUCAGUCUGCAGAAAAAUGGGGUCCAAGUCUGUGGGGGCACUCUCAUCACACGGAGAUACGUCAUGAGUGCAGCAGAGUGCUUCAACAACUCAGAGCCCAACAGCAGCCAGUGGACAGUGGUUCUGGGAAUGAAUGUGUCACUAGGGGUGUCUGACAUCAAACAGAGCAACCUGCCAGGUCCUAACAUCGCUCUGCUCCACCUGGCCAAAAGUGUGACCCUGACCGACUACGUCCAGCCCGUGUGCCUGGACUUGGAUAACACUGUAUUCACCAGUGGGGCACAGUGCUGGGUGACGGGAUGGAGCAAUAUUCAGGGUGGAGUCCAAAGUCUUCAGCAGCAGGAGGCAAUAGUGGAAAACUGUGCAACCACGUCUCCUGACCAAAUCUGCACUGUAGUUCUAAGCUCACUGACGGGAUAUACAGGGGGGGCACUGGUUUCAAAGAGAAGAGGAUCAUGGUUCCAGGGUGCAGUGAUAAUGACAGGUAACUCCAGCACACGUGCGGCAUCACGGCAGGUCUUCACCAAGACGUCAAAGUUCAAGAGUUUCAUUGGGGAUGUAGUGGGUCUGUUGCCACAGCCCAGCAGAGCAGGACAGCACUUCUCUGCCCUCCUCAGCCUCACCCUCCCCCUCCUCUCCCUCUCCCUGAUGUCAGUCUGGGGCCACUGACACCCUGGAUUGUUGUUCCUCUUCAUCAAUCAGCUCCGUUUCUGUAACAUUAAAAUAAAAUUACAGGCUCUAUGACAAAAAGCAGCUCAAACUAACAGUUUACCUUGUGAUUUUGUUUAGUCUUUUGAAAAUUUAAAAGUAAACUAUUGCUUGUAUUAAGAAAUAUUUAUUGAUGAUUAAGACAACCAUGACUGCAAUAAAAGUAGUAAUGCAUUAGGGUUGCAUUCAUAGUUAAAUUGAAUAUUUCAUUGAAAAUUUCAUUGUGCGAAAACUACCUGCAAAAUUUCGCUUCUGUCACUACAUUACUAUUGUUGACUUAGCUUAUGAAAUGAAAGACUGGCAGAAAUAUUUGUCAUUUAUAAUGCAUUGUCUUUAC
Molecule: messenger RNA, 4079 nt
Organism: Brienomyrus brachyistius
Lineage: Eukaryota; Metazoa; Chordata; Actinopteri; Osteoglossiformes; Mormyridae
Product: transmembrane protease serine 9-like
Exons: 23
Coding region: 134-3703 (1189 amino acids)
Biological process (GO): proteolysis
Molecular function (GO): serine-type endopeptidase activity
Source: RefSeq, a predicted model, not a curated record